This is a messenger RNA of Rotaria sp. Silwood2, 303 nucleotides long. Lineage: Eukaryota; Metazoa; Rotifera; Eurotatoria; Philodinida; Philodinidae. The record is from the annotation of a GenBank genome assembly.
AUGUAUGCUCUAAGUAUUUUAUUAUAUUUAUAUAGAUUUAAAAGUUUUCUUUUUUUUUUAAUGAAGAAUAGUAAAUGUACAUCAACUCAACUUAAAUUACCUAUGCUAUUAGUUAUUGUUGUUGAUACAGCUACAUUAAAAGUUGAUCAUUAUGAUUAUGGUAUUCGUGAUGAUGCUAUUAAAACUGUGAUAAAACUUAAUGAAGAACAAAAAGAUAAUCAAAUAAGAUUACUUUAUUUCGAACAAAUUCCAUGGUAUUUUCGUAUGUUUUUUUUUAAAUACUCUUCAAAUAAUAAUACUUGA